This is a messenger RNA of Suricata suricatta (meerkat), 3573 nucleotides long. It is a transcript of the gene KCTD10, whose product is annotated as potassium channel tetramerization domain containing 10. NCBI's taxonomy places the organism in Eukaryota, Metazoa, Chordata, Mammalia, Carnivora, Herpestidae. The transcript is spliced from 7 exons. Gene Ontology annotation, biological process: protein homooligomerization; protein ubiquitination; proteasome-mediated ubiquitin-dependent protein catabolic process. The coding region runs from base 76 to 1026 and encodes 316 amino acids. The record is from RefSeq and is a predicted model, not a curated record. Gene Ontology annotation, cellular component: Cul3-RING ubiquitin ligase complex. Gene Ontology annotation, molecular function: ubiquitin-protein transferase activity; protein binding.
CCCGGCUUGCGGGAGCUGGGUGUUUCCUGCCUCUCUCAGUCAGCGUUUGGAGACUCCGGCGUCCUCCGACUUUUCAUGGAAGAGAUGUCAGGAGAAAGUGUGGUGAGCUCAGCGGUGCCAGCGGCUGCUACCCGCACCACUUCCUUCAAGGGCACCAGCCCCAGCUCCAAGUACGUGAAGCUGAAUGUGGGCGGAGCCCUCUACUACACCACCAUGCAGACGCUGACCAAGCAGGACACCAUGCUGAAAGCCAUGUUCAGCGGGCGCAUGGAGGUGCUCACUGACAGCGAAGGCUGGAUCCUCAUCGACCGGUGUGGGAAGCACUUCGGUACGAUACUCAACUACCUUCGUGACGGGGCUGUCCCCUUGCCCGAGAGCCGCCGGGAGAUCGAGGAGCUGCUGGCAGAAGCCAAGUACUACCUGGUCCAGGGCCUGGUGGAGGAAUGCCAGGCAGCCUUACAACAGAACAAAGACACUUACGAGCCUUUCUGCAAAGUUCCUGUCAUCACCUCAUCCAAGGAAGAGCAGAAGCUUAUAGCGACUUCAAAUAAGCCAGCCGUGAAGCUGCUCUACAACAGAAGUAACAACAAAUACUCGUAUACCAGCAAUUCUGACGACAAUAUGUUGAAAAACAUUGAGCUCUUUGACAAGCUCUCCCUGCGCUUUAAUGGAAGGGUCCUGUUCAUAAAGGACGUCAUUGGGGAUGAAAUUUGCUGCUGGUCCUUUUACGGGCAGGGCCGCAAGAUCGCCGAGGUCUGCUGCACCUCCAUCGUCUAUGCCACUGAGAAGAAACAGACCAAGGUGGAGUUCCCAGAGGCCCGGAUUUAUGAGGAGACCCUCAACAUCCUGCUGUACGAGGCCCAGGAUGGCCGAGGACCCGACAACGCGCUCCUGGAGGCCACGGGCGGGGCGGCCGGCCGUUCCCACCACCUGGACGAGGACGAGGAGCGGGAGCGGGAGCGGAUCGAGCGCGUGCGGCGCAUCCACAUCAAGCGGCCGGACGACCGGGCGCACCUCCACCAGUGAGCGAGCGAGCGAGCCGCCUCCCGCCUCCCGCCUCCCACCUCCCGCCUCCCCUGCUCUUCACUCCGACUCCUGCAGGCUCCGGGCGCCUUCCACUUCUCCCGGAGGCUGGGGAUACUUUUGUAAUCAGCCAGAUAAUUAUUUUGAUAUUUUUCGACCAGGUGACUGUCUUUCCCCAGGCGAAUGCACCCUAGUUCUUGAGCAAGCCGAGUCCAAGGUCUCCCCCUUCCACAGGAAUCGGGGACUCCUUGGAGCCAGGCUUUCUGGGUUCUCGGAAAAAAGUGUGAAUGGGUGUGAAGCAGAUGUGAGAAAUGUUGUUUGCAGUAUUUAUUUUUGUGGGCGUGGACUGCCUAUUUCAGCUUUGGGGCGGCGUUCCCUUGGCAUUCAGUUGGACAGCCCCAAGGGGGAUCCUGCCAUCGGUGGCCACCAGAGGUUCCUGUGAGCAUCCUGUUUUGUUGUCUCCUCCCCCCCCACCCCAGCACACUGGCUGCCGGCUCCUGUGUCUAGACUUCGCGGCCGUCCGGGGUUUUGCCGAAAGCCCCUUCGGCAGCAGGAUUUUGCGCCUCUAGCUUAUUGGCAAAUGAUUGCAGUUUGCGGCGUGGAAGACAGGACCCAGGAGCCUCGUGCCUCUAACUUGGCCUGGCCUGACUCUGGGUGCCCCACUCUGGGUCAGGGCAGGCCUGUUGCCACCUGGGCUGACCUGGGAUCCGUGCUCAUUGGGAUCCCACAUGCCUGGCCAAGGACAGAACUGCCCCUGGCAUGGAGUGCUGGCCCCUUCGCUGAUCCCUGCCCUGUCCCCCUGCCCUCUUUGCUGGCCAGUCCCGUGCUGGGAAGGUCAUCCGGCCCGGUUACAGGUGGAGCUCACACACCACUGCUUCUUGGGAUCCCUUCCUCUUCUUUCGGCCUUCUUCUCUGUUAAGCUGGGCUGUCUCAGAAGCCCUGCCCUUUGCUAAGAAAGUGGAUGUGGCCUGGCCCUGUCACCCGAGCCUGGCAUCCAGGCAGGAAGCCCACCCACACCAGCAGUGUCAGGGCACCCGCCCGCUGGAGAUCCCCUUCAUGUCUUUACAGUGUGGCCACGGUGAGCAGGAGUGCGAGGCUGUGCAGGCCCUUUGUGGUCCGGCUGCAUGUGUGUGUUCAUGUUUAAGGGACGUGUGCGACUGGGGAGGGGACGUGUGCUUGUGGGGCGCAGGGGGCCCACACCGGAGCCCGGCUGUCCGCACCGUUGCUCGUGCAGGACAGACGCUCUCGGUGACCUACCUCUCAGUCUCCUCUGCGCCCGCAAAGGGACAGAAGUGCAUUGUGGCUGAUGUGGCUCCGACUAGAGUAGGUAGAGUAGUUAGAGGGCGGCGUGAGCGCGGGAGGGAGUGGCUGGGGUUUUAUACCAAAGGUGUUAAUGUGGGCAGCCUUUGCCACCGUGUAUUCCGAAAAAAACGAGUUUACAUUUUGAAAUGGUUUAUACAGCUUAGGCUUUGCACCUGCUGCCCUUCUCAGGACAGUCAUAGGCCUUUAUUUUGUAUCCAGCAGCGAAGCCUCCACUAAAACUCUCAAACAGUCUUGACUGAACCUAAACAUCAUGUAUGUAUGGCGGUGGAUGCUUUUUAAACUGUUGUGAUUGGGGGGCGCUCCUACCAGGCCAUUGGAGUUUAUUAAAUGCACGGGAAAGGGGGCUUAAACACGGUUUCGUAAAUAUUUUAUGUACCGUUUCAGUUUUAAACACCAACCCUGGCAUUUGGGUUGAACUUUUUUAGAAAGUUAAAGCGAAUGUCAGUUUUGAUGUUUUCUAUGGGAAUGGAAAAGCCAUCCUAUGAAUUGUUUUUUUUAAUCUUUCUGUGAAGAGUAAGUCUGUGGAACAGUCGGAUUGUUUGGGCAUCUGCACCGUCUGAGCUCCUGUUUCUGGCAGUCUCUACGCUUUUCCUACCCUUUUUGUUCUGAGUCUUUGCUUUCCUGGGAUCGAAACAGGUUCCUGAGACAUUCCGUGGUUAAGGAUGCCGUUAGCUGUGUAGCCAAGAGCUGACAGGACGCGUUGGCUGGUCCAAGCUCUGUUGGCAAACGUGUUCUACGAGGAACGGAUUUUUAUGUGAGCACGAAGGGCAAACCAAGGUCAAUAUUUAUACCGGAAAACCGUCUAAGUGAAAACGCUGGUCUAAGAUUUGGGGAAGUGUUUUAUUACAUUGUGAGAGCUUACAGUUAAAGUAGAACAGCGUGGGUCCCAUGUUGUCAAGGGGUCCUUGUGGGUGGGGACUGGGGGCCUAUGCCCAAGACAAUCCUGGAGGAGCCUCUUUGGUCCCCCUCCCUCUGCCCCCGGGUCAGCAGAUGAGCAGCCAGGCUGAGGGGCGGGGACCCCACCCUCGGCCUGCGUGUGCUUGCCUGCACCCCACGGCAGCUGCUCGGGACCCAGGUGUCCGCUCCGCCCCGCGUCACUGUAGCACACUUGUGUGUCACUAACCUUUCUGUGCUCUGAAGAAAAAUGCCAUAAACGGUAGAAGUAGUCACUGUAUGUUGAACAGGCAUUGUGGAUGUGUAAAAUAAAAGUUACGUGAUGCUUCUGUG